AAACAAGCCCUUAUCAAGAGUCUAUCUCUCAUUUUGUAGCAGAAAAGGAAAAAGACGCAACGUAGCUGACGCUUGACACAGCCAGCCAGGCUCCUCAAUCUCUCAAUCCCCCUCCUUUUCUUUUCCUUAAAUUCCCAAUUAGGUUUCUUUCAAAUUUUUGCCUUUUCGGAGAGAGAAAGUUGGGAGAUCGUGAAUUUCAAGACCAAAUUUCUGGGCACUCUUUUCGGUCUCAGAAAAGAAUGAGUUCAUUAGAUGCAACUAGAGCAGAACUUGCUCUUGUUGUUUUAUAUUUGAAUAAGGCUGAAGCCAGGGACAAGAUAUGCAGGGCUAUACAAUAUGGUUCAAAAUUCUUAAGUAAUGGAGAGGCUGGUACAGCACAGAAUGUUGACAAGUCAACUAGCCUGGCUAGGAAGGUGUUCCGACUUUUUAAGUUUGUCAAUGAUUUACAUGCUCUUAUUAGCCCAGUUCCUAAAGGCACUCCCCUUCCUCUUGUGUUGCUUGGAAAGUCCAAGAAUGCACUUUUGUCAACUUUCUUAUUCCUCGAUCAAAUUGUCUGGCUUGGCAGAACAGGUAUCUAUAAGAAUAAAGAACGGGCAGAACUAAUUGGGAGAAUGUCACUUUUCUGCUGGAUGGGUUCUUCAAUCUGUACUACCUUGGUUGAGAUUGGAGAGCUUGGAAGGCUUUCUUCAUCAAUUAAGAAAUUAGAAAAGGAUCUUAAAAAUAGUGACAAGAGUCAGAAUGAGCAAUACCGUGCUAAACUUCAAAAGUCAAAUGAAAGGUCUUUAGCCUUGAUUAAGGCGGGUAUGGACAUAGUGGUAGCAGUUGGCCUGCUUCAAUUGGCUCCUAAGAAGGUUACUCCCCGAGUUACAGGGGCAUUUGGAUUCGUCAGUUCUCUGAUCUCAUGUUAUCAGUUGCUUCCAGCACCAGCAAAGUCGAAGGCAUCAUGAGGAGAGAAGCCCUUUUUGCUCAACAAGCUUCCUUGUCAUUUAAAUAAUGAGUUUGAAGCUUUUUAACUUAAAAUCCAUGUUGGUGUAAGCUUCUGAGCAACUUACUAUCUCGUUUUGGGUAACCUUGAAGUCUCUCCCUCCUACAUAGGGCUUUAUUGUCAUAGUUGAUUCUGAACAUUUCAAACAGUAAUAAUAUGUCAUUAUUUGUUAUUGUUAUCA
This is a messenger RNA of Carica papaya (papaya), 1166 nucleotides long. RefSeq names its product peroxin 11c (gene PEX11C). The record is from RefSeq and is a predicted model, not a curated record. Gene Ontology annotation, biological process: peroxisome fission. Gene Ontology annotation, cellular component: peroxisomal membrane. NCBI's taxonomy places the organism in Eukaryota, Viridiplantae, Streptophyta, Magnoliopsida, Brassicales, Caricaceae.